Botrytis porri is the source of this 411-nucleotide messenger RNA. RefSeq lists its product as uncharacterized. The transcript has a single exon. The record is from RefSeq and is a predicted model, not a curated record. The coding region runs from base 1 to 411 and encodes 136 amino acids. Lineage: Eukaryota; Fungi; Ascomycota; Leotiomycetes; Helotiales; Sclerotiniaceae.
AUGUCUUACGAUUCACCAUCCACAUCGAUACCAAACACAAUACCCCAUCAAUGUUAUUCUGCAUCUACAAAUCCAUCACAUGUCCCAGUGCAAAAUUCAAUACCACAUCAAUACUACACUCCACCUACAAACUCACCACUUGGCCCAACACUGAAUCCAACACCCCACGAAAACUACUCUCCUCCUACAAGUCCACCACAUGGCUCAAUACCCAAUUCAACACCACGCGAACUUUACUUCCCAUCAACAAAUCUCUCGCCACAACACGAACAACACAUCUCUUCCACAAUUUCCUUCCCCGACUCCACACCGCAUGAAUACUACGAUCCAUCUAUGAGUCCCGUGCCGGUUUCUCGUGCCGAACUCCAUUCAUAUCCCGUUUCGUAUCCGAUUUCUUACGCCUGCACGUGA